Molecule: messenger RNA, 619 nt
Organism: Chara braunii
Lineage: Eukaryota; Viridiplantae; Streptophyta; Charophyceae; Charales; Characeae
Source: the annotation of a GenBank genome assembly
AGUCUACCGGGGUUUGGCCGUACAACGCGAAGAUGAAGGAAAUGCACCGCGUGGCUGGUCGCGAAGCUGAGGUACUCAAAGGGAAGCGUGUCGUUGCAGAAGGGGAGGUCAUUAAACUCAAGGAGCAAUUCAACAAACUGCCUUCGGAGGAGUCCGUGAAGCGGCGUGAGGGUGGGGGAACGAACUUGAAAACAAGGUUGGAGGCGGUUGCUAACCGGUCUGGAAGGAAAGGCUUGAAAGUCAGUCCUCGAAGAGACGUGGGAGGUAGCGCAGAGGCGUCGGGGAAUGUCAACGAACGUUUCCACUUCAUUGAAGCGCAGAAGAAGGAUUUGAUAAAUUACAAGAAGUCGGGAUUGGAAAUGAUUUAUCAUGAAGCUGGUCUCAAACUUCGGGCUGUUGACUUAAUAAUUGUUGACAUUGCUGAGUACAGGGCUGAUAAAGCUUUAGGUAAGGAAACGAACGGUAGCAAGGACAAUGUGAGUGACGAACCGGUUCACGAAGUGUCGGACGACUCUCCUGCAGAUGAAGAAGCCUCCGUAUCGGAGGAUGGAAGAUCUGUCGAACUCUAGGAGCGGUUCCCGAACGGGAGUUACUGUGGAAAUAGGCGUCUUAUUGUAGG